GGCCCGGCCAAUGAGGGGAGCCCUCCGGGCGAGCGGGAGUUUGGCGCGGAAGCGGAGAGAGAGCGACCAGGCGGCGGCCAUGGGGGGGUCGCGGGAUCGAGAGAUCCGCCAGCUCCAGAAGGACAAGGAGAAAGCCCAGCGGAAGGGGGACCUGAAGGAGGAAGCAGCCCUCUGUAACCAGCUGGGAGGGAUCCUGGCUCGUCAUGGGCGCUUUGAGGAGGCUUUGGACGAGCACCGGCAAGAGCUGCGUCUCCUGGAGAGUGUUGAGGAUGCCAUCGGCUGUGCUGUGGCCCACCGGAAAAUUGGGGAGUGCCUGGCUGAGCUGGAGAGUUAUGAAGCAGCACUGAAGCACCAGCGCCGUCACCUGGAUCUGGCCCGCUCCCUCUCCGACCCCAUUGAGCAGCAGAGGGCCUGGGCCACCAUUGGCCGCACGUACAUGUUCAUGGCGGAAAGCGACCCCUCGAGCGAGGCCCUGCAGGAGGCGGAGAAAGCCUUCAUGACCAGCCUGCAGGUGUUGGAGGAGCAGCUGGAAGGGGAAGUGCCACAGCGGGAGGCCAGCGAGAUGAGGGCGCGACUCUACCUGAACCUGGGCUUGGUCUACGACAGCCUGAAGAACCCGGCCAAGCAUGCCUACUACAUCAAAAAGAGCAUCUACAUCUCUGAGCAGGCUCAACUGUAUGAAGACCUCUACCGGGCCUACUUCAACCUGGGCAACAUCCACCUGCGGGAGGGGGAGCAUUCGAAGGCCAUGCGCUGCCUGGAGAGGGCACGGGAGUGCGCCUGCAAGAUGAAGGAGAAGUACAUGGAGAGCGAGUGUUGUGCGAGCAUUGCCCAGGUGCUGCUGAGCCUCGGAGACUUUGUGGCAGCCAAGCGCUCCCUGAAGAAGGCCUAUCGCCUGGGCUCCCAGCAGCCGCCACAGCGGGAGAGCAUUUGCCGCAGCCUGCGCUACGCCAUGAAGGUGAGCCGCCUGCAGCAGGAGCUGGAAGAAGCAGAGGCAGCCGGCAGCCUGCGAGAGGCCCUCGGGCUUUGCGAGCAGCUGGGCGACCUGUUCUCCAAGGCGGGGGAUUAUCGCCGGUCUGUGGAAGCCUACGAGAAGCAGCUGUGCCACGCUCGGUCUCUGAAGCGCCCAGAGCAAGAGCUGGCUGUGAUCCACGUUUCCUUGGCCGCUACAUUUGGAGACCUGAAGGACCAUGCCCAGGCCAUAAAGCACUACCAGGCCGAACUGGACCUGCGGAAGGGGAACCCCCUGGAGGAGGGGAAGACGUGGCUGAACAUCGCCCUCUCCAAGGAGGAGGCCAAAGAGAGCUACGACGAGCUGCAGAGAUGUUUUCAGACGGCGCUCUCCUACGCAGAGGAGGCCUGCGACGCCAAGCUGCAGCGCCAGGUCCUGCAGCACUUCCACGCCUGCCAGCAGAGGUGCAGCCGCCCCGAGGCGUCGAGCACGCACGCCAGGCUGCAGGAGCUCUGUGGCUCUCGGGGCUGGCGCUCCAAUGGGGAGAUCAGUGAGGAAGAGGACGAAGAGGAGGAGGCCCAGGCCAGUGAGCCCUUGGAAGAGAGCGACCUGGAGCUCUCCGAUAGCGGCGGAGAGGACGACCUGGAGGGCUACAACAAGACGGUCCCUGGACGCCGCAGGCUCAACAAGUGGAACCAGCGGAACGAGCGUGGGGAGACUUUGCUGCACCGCGCCUGCAUCGAUGGGAACCUGCGCCAGGUGCAGUUCUGUGUGGAGAAGGGUCACCCUCUCAACCCUCGGGAUUAUUGCGGCUGGACCCCUCUGCACGAGGCUUGCAACCACGGCCAUCUGGAGAUUGUGCGUUUUCUCCUGGACCACAAUGCCGCCAUUGACGACCCGGGGGGACCUGGAUGUGAGGGCAUCACCCCCUUACACGACGCCCUCAACUGCGGCCACUUUGACGUGGCUGAGCUCCUGAUCCACAGGGGGGCGUCUGUGGUGCUGCGGAACGCCAAGGGCCUGACCCCGCUGGGCACCCUCCAGGCAUGGGUGCAUCUCUACGGCAGGGACCUGGACCGAGAAACUCGCCAGCACUGCCAGGCCAUGGAGGGCCUGCUCAAGAAAGCUAUGGCAGGCCGAGGAUCCAAGGCUCAGCCUCCCCGAGAGCCGCCGGGCAGCCAGCUGUUUGACGCAGAGCUCUCCGAGUCCCCGCAAGCCCCCUGCCCUCUGGAUCCUGCCACAAAAUCCCCCAGUCCCCGGAGGGAGCCCGAGGAGGACGACACAAUGAGCCCCCUGAGGCCGGUCAAGAAGAAACAGCGGCUGUUUGGCCAGGACCUAGAGAGGGAGGCCAGGCCGGCUGCCCCUGCCGAGUACCGGGCUGCCAUUCGCGGGGUGGGCAGAGCCAAGCCCUGCCUCCUGCCCAGCCCUGAACGGCCCAAGUCUUCCGCUGGGCCUGCCCUGAUCCCCCCGGAGGAGUACGUGGGAGACGAUUGGCUGGAAGACGACCUGGGGCAGAACCUCGCUUCCCGCAAAAGGAGCCGCCAGAGCCCAGAAAACGAGUCUGGGACCGAGUCGGAGGAGAGCCUGGGGGGCGAGAGCGACGGGGGGCUUCCCCGCCAGCCCCCCGAGGCCACCAAGAAGAGGAGGAGGGUCCGGCAGAGUCGCCUCACCCAUAUUGUCGACAGGACUCCGCUGGGACGACUCCGAGGGGCCGGCGUGGUGGUGGUGGCGGAGAGCCCAGAGUGUGCGGCAGAUCCCAGCAUCCUCCAGGGGGCAGGAGGCAACAGCCACAUCAAUGGGGGGUCCCCUGGGGGUGGGGAGAGGCCCCCCUUGGCACCAACACAUCUCCCUGCUCCCCCACCCCCGAUCCGGGUGCGAGUUCGGGUGCAAGACAACGUCUUCCUCAUCCCCGUGCCCCACAGCGAGAGUCGCCCUGUGUCAUGGCUGGCGGAUCAGGCCUCCCAGCGCUACUACCAGACCUGCGGGCUCCUGCCACGCCUGACCCUGAAGAAGGAGGGGGCCCUCCUGGCCCCCCAGGACUGCAUCGUGGAUGUUUUGCAGAGCAACGAAGAGGUCUUGGCCGAAGUGCAGUCCUGGGACCUGCCCCCCCUUGUGGCGAGAUACCGCAAGGCCUGCCAGAGCCUGGCUGUGGGGGAGCACCGGUUACUCCUGCAGCUGCUGGAGUGCCAGGAGUCGGGUCCAUCCUUCAAUGUCCCAGGCUUGGCCCUGCGCCACCUCCACCUGACGCCUCUCCUCCGUGCCCUCAAGCUGCAGACCUCCAUCCGGCGCCUGUGCCUCCCUGGGGCAGGCCUGGGCGACGACUCGGCGGAAGAGCUGCUGGCCACCGUCGCCACCCUCCCUGGCCUGCAGGCGCUGGACCUCUCGGCCAACCGGCUGGGCCCCCAAGGGCUGCGCAGGCUGACCGCAGGACUUCCCGGCUCCGUCACUUUCCAGAACCUGGAGGAGCUGGACCUCGGCCUGAACCCCUUGGGUGACGGCAGCACCCAGCCCCUUGCCUCCCUGGUCCAGGCCUGCCCGGUCCUGAGCACGCUCAGGCUGCAAGCCUGCGGCUUCACCACCGCCUUCCUGCAGCACUACCGCCUCCUGCUGGCCAAUGCCCUGAAAGGAGCCGUGCACCUCAGGCGCCUGGCCGUGUCCCACAAUGCCCUGGGCUCCUCUGCCCUUGAGCUGCUCCUGAAGAGCCUGCCCUCCGAGACUCUCACCCACCUGGACAUCAGCUCAGUGGGCGCCAGGCCAGGGGAUCAGCAGCCUCUGCAGGACGCAGUGGCCAGGUACCUGGCGCAGGAAGGCUGUGCUCUCAACCACCUGGCUCUCUCUGGGAAUCACCUCGGCGAUGGCGCUGUUGCAGAGCUGGCUAGGCACCUCCCUACCUGCCUGCCUUUAGUCUCGCUGGAUUUGUCAGCAAAUCCCGAAAUCGGCAUUGUUGGUCUUCGGACGCUGCUGCUUGCCCUCGAGGAAAGGAAUCGGGGCCUCCAGUUCCUCAGCUUGGCUGGCUGCUCUGUGAGGGGGCCGCUGGACAGCGUGACAUGGACAAAGCUCUCCUCGAACGUGUCCCAGCUGCAGCUCUGCACUCGCCAUCUGAGCAGGAGUGACCAGCAGGACGUGGCGGAGCUGUGGCGUGGUCCAGCGGGCACCUCCCUCCGCUCAGUCACACGGCAUCACAAACUCUUCUGUCACUGCCUGUAGGGUGCCAUGCUUCUCCCCUACGUACUGUAGGCCUCGCCCGUGAAGCCGCCUCUGGAACGCUUUGCAGGCGCUGGCUCCCAGUGUCUGGGAUUGUGCUGCUCGAUGCGGCCGUGGACUUAAAAGCCAGAUCCUGGGCUCCUGUAAGCUGACACGGUCCAGGGCCACAGAUGGACCAGGUGAGUGCCAGGGGGGCCUGUCCUCUCUCUCAAGGGAUGUCAAGAAGGGAGAUAGCUUGGCAUUGCGCUGCUUAGGGUGGGACUAGACACCUGCCCGGCACAGGUGCGCCCAGAGCUCCAAUAGGACCAACUCAAUACUGCCAUUAUGAAUUACAGCACACUUUAUAUUCUGAGUUUGGUGUGGUGGCUGAGAAAAAGGAAUAUUGGUAUGGAAAAAGCGUCUGCCUUUGUCCUGCUCUAAAGGUCUUCUGCUCUUUCCCCCCUUGUGCUGCCCAGCAGUUCUGUGAUGUGAUUUCCAAUAUUUAUUGAAUGCCUCGCAACCCAAAGAUGCUGUAUCGUCCCUCGUCUCGUCUGUCCUGUGU
Molecule: messenger RNA, 4697 nt
Organism: Zootoca vivipara (common lizard)
Lineage: Eukaryota; Metazoa; Chordata; Lepidosauria; Squamata; Lacertidae
Gene: TONSL
Product: tonsoku like, DNA repair protein
Biological process (GO): double-strand break repair via homologous recombination; replication fork processing
Cellular component (GO): nuclear replication fork
Molecular function (GO): protein binding
Source: RefSeq, a predicted model, not a curated record